AUGAAAUCCACCUUCUUCCUGUCAACUCUGACUUCUCUAUCUCUAGCGUCAGCCAACUACCUCCGAGCUGCUGGGGAGUAUGAGGAUUUCCAGUUUCUAAUGCUCAACAUUUCCGUGGGAAAUCCCGCCGUACAAGUGUCAAUCGAGGUUGAUACCGGCUCUUCCGAAACUUGGUUCAAUCCUCUCUCCACUGGCUUCAAACCCGAGUCCUCGGCCUCGUAUGUCAACACCUCCGUUCCUAUGCAUCUGGAGUACGCGGAUGGUAGAAAGUUUGAUGGCUUCAUGGCCAAGGAGAGACUAAUUAUUGCUGGAGGAAUCAUCAGUGACGCUAACAUUGGAGUGGCAGAGUACCCCCAUCCUACCCAUCCCAGACAUCGCCCUCAGACAGGAUUCAUGGGCUUGGGUCUUGAGGAAGGAGAGAUGGUGAAUCCCAGAUACCCCAAUCUUCUCUCUCAGAUGCGAAGUCAGGGAAUCAUUCGGCGACGGUCCUUCGGUGUCUACAUUGAUGCAAACCAAAGAGCAGAAGUGCUUUUUGGAGGCUAUGACCAGGACCGAAUCAAGGGUGAGCUCAGGUUCACCAAGAUGGUCAACAACCGACUCAACCGAAUCAAGGACUCCCCCAAGCCCUACGAAUACGAUACACUCAUCACUUCUAUCAUGCGAAAUGGAAAGGACAUCCUCAGACGUCCCGGAUCUCGUCCCAAAUGUGUGGAGACCUUUGAUGCCCAUUUUGACACGGGUUACACCUUGAUUACUGUUCCUCGGCAUGUUUUUGACGUCAUCCAAGCAGACUUUGGAGCUCAGAAUAUUCAACAAGAAGGAUUCGCUGAUUAUCAAAUGGAUUGCAAUGUUCCUGCUAGCAACUUCAAGUAUACUUUUGAUUUCAACGGCGUCUCUGUCGACGUGCCAGCCAAAGCCCUGAUGAUGCCGGUGGAGCAGCAUUCAGACGACAAAUGUCGACUGUUGAUUGCACCUUCGCUGAACAGCAAGACCGAUAACCGUCUUGUAAUGGGUCUUCCCUUCUUCCGAGCCGCCUAUGUGUACUUUGACCCUGAGGACUACCGCAUUGGUCUGGCUGAACAGAACAUACAUGCCACUGGCGAUCCUCAUAUUGUCACCGCGGGCCCUUCCUAUGGUCCUUCCUGCUGGAUCAAUGUGAAUGGUCUUCGCAAGUGCAACUGA
Yarrowia lipolytica CLIB122 is the source of this 1182-nucleotide messenger RNA. RefSeq lists its product as uncharacterized. Gene Ontology annotation, biological process: proteolysis. Gene Ontology annotation, molecular function: aspartic-type endopeptidase activity. Lineage: Eukaryota; Fungi; Ascomycota; Dipodascomycetes; Dipodascales. The record is from RefSeq and is a predicted model, not a curated record.